UGUCACUACUCGUUCUAACUGGAGGAUGUCCCAGAGAAAACGAGACUGGGUUGUGAGAGAGAGAGAGAGAGAGAGAGAGAGAGAAUUGAAUUGAGAAAGAGAGAGAGAAUCAACUUUUUUCAAACAACAGCCAGCAGAAAGAGGGGAGGGGAAAGAAGUUGGACAUGAUCACUCCGGCAGGAACUUUUUAUUUUCCCUGGUAAGAAGGCUCCAGCAGAAAAAGUAUUGAAGGGAGAGAACAGUGUGGAUUACAACGGGACAGCAGCAAAAGGGUUUUUACCUGCCUCAGCAGCAUAUAGACUACUGUAGAUUUUGGAUUAAUGUUGUCGUAACUGCGGGGAUCUAACAAUAGCUGUAGCAGUCGAGGUGUGUGUGUAUCCAGAGGAGUGCGUCAUGAGAAAUCUCCGCUUCCUGGUUCUGCUCUCCCUCAGCCUCUGGUCAUGUGACCUGGGAGCAUCAUCCAAAGAAGUACGAUGCCCUUCCCAACAGGUAGAUGACUGGAAAUUCCCUCAGACGGCCAGACACAACAUCACAGGUUUCAAUCUGGUGCGGCGCUUCUCCCUGCUCAAGACAGCAGCGGUCAGGAAGAUCCGUAACCCCCGAGGACCCGUUAUCCUCCGACUGGGCAAGACAGCACUCAUCCACCCCACAGAUCAGGUGUUCCCCCAUGGUCUUCCUGAUGAGUUCACGCUGGUCUUCACUUUGCUCCUCAAGAAGAAAACACUGAGAGACAACAUCUACCUCUUCCAGAUCUCUGAUGAACAGGGAUACCCACAGUUCUCUCUUGACCUGAAUGGCCCUGAGGCCACCCUGUCCCUGCGUGCGCGGGGGGCCGACCCCCUGAGUGACCCAGUUGGGUGUUUGUUCAGUGGGGAGGGCGUGGAGUCUCUCCUGGACAGUGGCUGGCACAAACUGGCCCUCAGCGUCCAACAGGGAGCAGCCUCUCUACACGUGGACUGCAGCUCCAUCCAGACCAUGCCCCUGGAGCCCCGGGGAGAGCUUCCCACCGAGGGACACACCCUGCUGGGCAUCAGAGCCACUGAUGCUGCCCCUGUGGAGAUGGACAUUCAGCAGGUGAUGGUGUACUGUGAUGCCUCCCUGGCCAGUCAGGAGGCCUGCUGUGAGAUACCUGGUGCUCGGUGCCCCCCUGGUGCCCUCAAGAGUCGCCGCGCUGCCGAAAACGACCCGGAGCAGCAGGUCCUUGCCUUUAAUCAGUUGGCUUCAGUUGGACACGCUGGACAGCACGGAAUGAAGGGAGAGAAGGGAGAUCGGGGUUCAGACUGCAGUGAAUCUGGAUCUGGUACAUGCAAAGAGGGACGCAUGGGACAGAAGGGGGAGAAAGGCGAGUCUGUGCUGCCUGCUAACUGGGGAGAAGCUGUCGGACACAAGGGAGAUAAAGGACAGAAAGGGGAUAUUGGUCUCCAGGGACUAUCUGGAACCCCAGGAAAGGAUGGUCGUACUGGAUCCAUCUGUGUGGUGGGACCCAAGGGACAGAAGGGUACCUCUGGAAAGUUGGGGCCUGAAGGACUAGCAGGAGAACCGGGAAAACCCGGACUUCCAGGAUUGCCAGGAAUUGGAAAACCAGGCCUGCCAGGCUUGCCAGGCACUCCUGGAGGACCUCCUGGAUCGAAGGGAGACAAGGGGCAUUCUGGGACACCAGGGAAAGAUGGAGAACCAGGAGAUCCUGGUCCUAGGGGUCCUGGUGGUGGUAAAGGAGAUAAGGGUGACCCAUGUGAGGUGUGUCCCGUCCUGUCUGCAGACCUGGGCAACACUGUGGCCCUCCACGGGAAGACGGGACCCAAAGGAGAGCCUGGGGUCCCUGGGAUAGGAGACCCUGGCCUUCCGGGUCUUCAAGGAGCAGAUGGGAAGGCAGGAGAGAAGGGAGAGGUGGGGUCGGAUGGUGUCAAAGGGGAAAAGGGUGAUGCAUGUGCUGUGUGCCCCACCCUGAGUGAAAUACCUGCUGCCAACCUUGUUGCCAUGGAACAAACCCUGAGACUCAAAGGAGAGAGAGGAAAACCUGGGCUGGGACAGAAGGGAGAACAGGGGGAACCUGGAGUCAGUGGCCUGGCAGGGCUGAGAGGAGAGAAGGGUAACACUGGUGGCAAAGGAGCUGACGGUAAAACGGGCAAAGCUGGACCCAGAGGACCUAGUGGCAAGGAUGGACUGAAGGGGAUAAAGGGAGAUCCAGGGAUUCCUGGUCUAGGAACUCCAGGCCCUAAAGGAGAGAAGGGUGCGUCGUGUGGGGUGUGCCAGUCUUCUCCCUCUGAGGUGGGCAGUGGGACGUCCUUCGUCAAGGUGCUAGCGGGUGAAACUGGCCCUCCAGGGCCCGCCGGGCCUGCAGGAGAGGGCACCGACGGCAAACAGGGUGUUCCAGGUCGUGAUGGUCUAAGGGGAGAGAAGGGCGACCAGGGUGAGCAGGGAGAUCAAGGAUUAGCCGGAACCCAUGGAACCCAGGGCCUGCCUGGAGAGCCUGGUCGGGAUGGACUAACUGGACUGAAGGGAGAGAAGGGAGAGGCGUGUGAGAGCUGUGCGCCUGUCUCUGGGCAACAGAUGGGUGUAGGAGGGAUGCAGGGACCCAAGGGAGAGAGGGGCGACCCGGGACCCCCAGGAGAGGGGAAAGCAGGGAAACAUGGCAAACCAGGUCUUCCCGGUGUCCAAGGGCCUAUAGGACAAAAAGGAAGCCAGGGUGACACAGGAGUUGAAGGGGUGGGCAUCCCAGGACCUCAGGGAGCAGAAGGACCCAGGGGCCUACCAGGGGUGGCAGGUCCUCAGGGAAUUAGAGGACUUACUGGACCAGUUGGGCCUGCUGGGGACAUGGGUCCUAAAGGAGAGGAGGGGCCUCCAGGGCCACAGGGGCCCAUGGGUGUAGGUGUUACAGGACCCCCGGGUAAAGACGGCAAAGGUGGAUCCAAUGGAAUCCCAGGAGCCGAUGGAAGAGAUGGAACUGACGGAGCCAAGGGGGACAAGGGUGAACCUGGAGACUGUAACUGUAUCAGCUCUCCAUACACAGGAACAGGUGGACCGGGAGCACCAGGAACUCUGGGAGGAAACACGUGGCAGGGGCCUCCGGGACCACCAGGUCCUCCUGGUCCUCCUGGGCCACAGGGCUUCAUCGGCAUCACAGGACCCCAGGGUAACCCUGGCAACGACGGGGUACCAGGGCAGCCGGGUCUGCCUGGGAGAACUCAUCUGAGGCUGCCUCAGGAUGAGGACCCCAGUCGAGGAGAUGGAAAGAAGGUGUGUGAGGACUGCUCCAAGGGCUUGCCAGGGGUACCAGGCAUGGCGGGCACCAAGGGAGAGAAAGGAGACGAGGGCAAGACUGGCAUAGGCAAUGCUUCCGACGGCUGUGAGAGGUGUUUCCUAAACCAAAGGCUGCAGAGUGAGGAGGCUGCACAGGCACCUACCACCACCAACGCCGAUGGAGCUAAUGGAGGCUGCUCCGGACCAGGAACACCAGGCCACCCAGGAACACCAGGAACACCAGGAUCACCUGGAAUAAGGGGAGAGACGGGUCCUCAGGGGCAAAGGGGACAGGCUGGAGUACCAGGAAAUAUGGGUCCUCCUGGUUUUCCUGGUCCUCAAGGCUCAUCUGGACUUACUGGUCAGCAGGGUGAGAGAGGAACAGCAGGACCACCAGGUGUGAAGGGUGAAACGGGCCCUCCAGGGACUAAUGGAUACCCAGGUUCUAUGGGACCACCUGGGCUUCCUGGCCUGAAGGGCGAGAGAGGGACACCAGGCAGUGCGGGAACGAAGGGAGAAUCGGGUCCACCAGGCAACCCAGGAUACCAGGGAAAGGCUGGAGUAGCGGGACCCAAAGGAGAGGCUGGACUGGCAGGUUCCGAUGGACCGAAGGGAGAUCAGGGCUCCCAAGGGCAACCAGGAUUCCCAGGUACACCGGGCCCCCCUGGUCCCCCUGGGAAACAAGGAAGAGAAGGACCACCUGGACCCAAGGCUGACAAGGGUAAUGAUGGAGCACAAGGUCCGCAGGGCUCGUCUGGACCUCCAGGUUCUUCUGGGUCUCCUGGUUUGCAGGGACCUCCUGGAUUUGAGGGAUUGGACGGUAAAGAUGGGAAACCAGGAAUGAGGGGUGAGCCAGGGAUUCCAGGGACGGUAGGACCCAGAGGAAUCCCGGGUUUCAAAGGGAAGCAUGGACAUGUUGGCUUCCCUGGACAGAAGGGUGAUGCUGGACCUGUAGGCCCACCGGGGACAGCUGGUAGACCAGGACUUGAAGGUGAUGCCGGAGCCCCAGGGCCUCAGGGUCGACCCGGUCCCCCAGGACAGCUUGGUUCUGCAGGAGCAGCGGGGCCCCCAGGACCGGCAGGCCCAGCAGGAGUGGGUAUAAAGGGGGAGAAAGGCCAGGCUGCAGACAGAGGGCUACCAGGGAUGGUUGGCCCUGCUGGACCCCCCGGUCAUCCAGGAAUGAUGGGAGAACCAGGCAGUGAUGGAGCUGCGGGUAAAGACGGAUCACCUGGUCUGCCAGGAGACAAUGGACAAUGUGGUCAAAAGGGUGAAGCAGGUACCCCAGGUCAGAGAGGCGCACCAGGGGAGCGAGGUCGCCCGGGACCCCCUGGCGGAGGUGGGUACUCCUCCAAGGCUGAUGCCCCAAUGAUGGGCCAAGUGGGACCCAGGGGAGAGAGGGGCACCCCAGGCUCACCAGGCACUUCAGGUUCCCCCGGACCUCCAGGAAUACCAGGCAACGAUCCUGUGGUCAACUAUGACAACAUCAAGGACUUCAUUCGCCAGCAGGUCAUCAAGAUCUUUGAUGAGAGGAUGGCCUACUUCAUGUCUCGUAUACCGCAGCCACAAGAGGAGUCAUCUCCCGGUCGUCCUGGACCCCCAGGGAAGGAUGGUAACCCAGGCAGAGAUGGGACUCCAGGAGCCCCAGGUCAGCCAGGACAGAUGGGUAGAGAGGGCCGCCAUGGACCCUUGGGACCACAGGGUCCACGAGGUCUAAAGGGAGAGAAAGGUGACAAGGGUGUAGGGGAGAUGGGUGACAGUGGACCCCCAGGAGCACCAGGUGUUCCAGGCCCCCCAGGUUAUGGUAAGAUGGGCCCCAGUGGCCCUGUGGGUCAGCAGGGGAUCCCUGGAGUCUCAGGAACCCCUGGACAGCCGGGUCAGAAGGGCAGGGAGGGCCGGUGUAACCCCUCUGACUGUAUGAGCCAACCAAUAGAGUGGAACCCUAAGGGCCCUCCCAUCAAGGGCCCCUACUAGAGAGAAAGUAUUGGAGAGGAGGAGAGAGAUUGAGAGAUAGAAGAAACCAACCCAAAGACCAGAAGGGACUAGAGAAAGGAGAGGAGGGGAGAAGAGAGAACAGAUCAAACAGAAGACCAGAGCUACCGUCCGAUCAACAGAAAUCAUCCCAGGAGAACAAAUGAAUACUGAAGCACCAAUAGUUGGUGUGGAGGACACAUCCCUAAUUCAUCAAAGGGUUUGCCAGUUAGCUGUCCUCACCGCCUGUGUAGAAAAUAUAUAUGUGUAGGACCUUCCUCUAACUGAAGCCUUAGUACCGGCUGAAGUGGCUUCAAUAAAGGAGAUAUUUGGACGCUGUGCUCUCCUCUCUUUCAUAUAUUUUCCCAACUUUAGCUGCCAGCUCUUUCUAUAUGUUAGACAUGUUUAUUUUGACAAUAACAGCAAGAGCAUAUCCAGCCUGAAAAAUGACCUGCAAAUUCUUCCUCAUCUUCACUAUCAUCCUCAUCUUCAUUCUGAUUAUAAAAUGUGCCCAUUGGGAGUAUUAGGCAGCUACCUUGUGAUAUUCUGCUUCGAUCUAGCUUCUGUCUAGCCAUAGAAACAACAUUAAUAGAACUGACAUGGCACUCCCAUUUCAAAUUCCCAUUCUCAUCGUUCUAUCUCUUUGUACAUUUCGUUUGAUUUCUAUGCUUGAAUAUACUCCCUCAUCACUUGAAUGAUACCUGAUGCUUUAACAGAUCUGUACGCUAUAUCCUCAAAUCAUGGCCUUAUUAGAAGUUCUCACCUUCUCUUCCCUGUUUGCGUGAGAAGAACAUAAUGUACACCUCCCAAGAGUGCCUGUUUUGUACAUAUUUCUAUUUAUAUGUAAUAGCUUUUUAUACCUUUUGGAUUUGGCGUCAAUAUGGCUAACCAUGUUUUCGCUAUGGUCAACUGUCAGGAAUCCACUACGAGUGUGGAUUUUAUAAGCUUUCAAAGUGGAGUUAUUUGUUCAUAAAAAAUUGGAGAGAAUUGGAUUUCUAUAUGAUGGUAUAAUUAUACUUUGGAAGAUAUUUUCAUGCUUGCCUUUGUAUAAAGUACAUGACAUCAUUUUCAAAACUGCCUCAACUGGCAAAACAAUUUAAUUUCUAGUUCUGUAGCAAUUUAUCAACAAGUCUCUUACAUCAUCAAGCUUAUUUUUGAUAACAGAGCAACUGUAAAGGGAUCUUUUCUCGUCCAGCACACCACUGGUUACUGUAACUGAAAUAACAGAUCAACUGUAAAGGGAUCAUUUGCUCGUCAGGCACACCACUGGUUACUGUAACUGAAAUAGGGUUGUAAAAAUUCCCAGGGUUUUCAGAAAUCCUUGUUUGGAAGAGGGCGGGGAUAAGCAGAAUAUUCAGAAUCCUCCAACCAGGAUUAAUGGAAAACCUGGGGAUUUUGGGCAAGUUACCGUCAUUUUGCCAUGCUUAACGGAAAUAGAUGCUUUAUGACCUCUAAGAGAAACAGGCAGAAUUUUCAUAGGAGAGGCUGUUUAGCAUCUUCACCCAAACCUUCGCUGACAUCACUGUGCCAAUCAGCUUCUCCUCGUAUCCAUUACUGAGUACAACUUGUAUGUCUCCUGCCUUGUAUGUUGUGUUAUUUUCAAUGUUUGCAGUUUUACCUGUCAUCUAUACACUACAGGCCAGGGUGUCAGUAACCACUAGCUGUGUAAGGGAUUUGUCACCAUGUUAAGAUUCAUAUGGAUGUUCUGAGUUGUUAUUGGAAGGGCCAUGAGGUUUUCCUGAUAUUUUGACCUGUCCAUAGUAGUUCCUGGUCAGGAAAACCUACUGACCCUAGUUAUACUGAACAAAGCACCCCCAUAGUUCUCCCCUCUUCAGUCCUAGCUUUCAUAAACAUCUUGUUGAAACGGCACCACUGUUCUCCUGCUACUCUCAGUGUAUCUGUUGUGUGUUUUAUGUUGGCAUCACUUUUUAUAAAGAGAUUUUUUUUUUUAUGAAAACCUUUCAGAAAAAGAUAAUAAAAUGUUUUAAGCAGA
Molecule: messenger RNA, 7201 nt
Organism: Salmo salar (Atlantic salmon)
Lineage: Eukaryota; Metazoa; Chordata; Actinopteri; Salmoniformes; Salmonidae
Product: collagen alpha-1(XVI) chain-like
Cellular component (GO): extracellular matrix
Source: RefSeq, a predicted model, not a curated record